UCAGAAAAAAAAAAAAAGACAAACGACAACAAUGGGGAAAGAUCUGAGCAACGAUCAAGUUUCUUCUAUGAAAGAAGCGUUCACGCUUUUUGAUACUGACAGUGACGGAAAGAUAGCUCCAUCGGAGCUCGGCAUCCUCAUGCGUUCCCUCGGCGGAAACCCUACUCAAGCUCAACUCAAGUCUAUAAUCGCCGAAGAAAAACUUAAUUCUCCCUUCGAUUUUAACCGAUUUCUUGACCUAAUGUCGAAGCACUUGAAACCGGAGCCUUUCGAUCGCCAGCUCCGUGAUGCAUUCAAGGUCAUCGACAAGGACGGGACUGGAUAUGUCGUUGUUUCGGAUCUCAAACAUAUACUAACGAGCAUCGGGGAAAAGCUUGAACCUGCGGAGUUUGAUGAGUGGAUCCGAGAGGUUGAUGUUGGAUCCGAUGGGAAGAUCAAGUACGAGGACUUCAUUGCAAGGAUGGUUGCUAAAUGAUUUGUUGUUGUGAUCUGACUGGAGGUGCAUACCCCUUUCCUUGUUUCUGUUCUUAAGAAGCAGCUUUUUUGGUGUGGUAAUUUCUUUAUCUUUUGAUUUUAUGGGUUUGGUGUUUGCUAGUGUUUUUAUAAACAUUCUGUACUUGUUGGGUAAGGAAUCAUGGAAAGAGGGUAGUAGCUAUCUUGAAUUAAUGCUUGUGAGUAGCUUUUAACCAGAUCUACAUUACUGAAAAUGACAAAAAAAGAGAGCCAAAAACUGGUCCUAUAACGGGAAACAAGAUACCCCUGGAAAUAUUGGAUUGCAUUAUGACUACUAUUUUAUUGGUAUUCAA
Cynara cardunculus var. scolymus (artichoke) is the source of this 806-nucleotide messenger RNA. Its product is annotated as probable calcium-binding protein CML13. Bases 32 to 475 code for a protein of 147 amino acids. The record is from RefSeq and is a predicted model, not a curated record. Gene Ontology annotation, molecular function: calcium ion binding. Gene Ontology annotation, cellular component: myosin II complex. NCBI's taxonomy places the organism in Eukaryota, Viridiplantae, Streptophyta, Magnoliopsida, Asterales, Asteraceae. The transcript has 2 exons.